AUGGAUAAAAAAUACUGUUUCAACUGGCCCGCCGCGGCCCCCACCCCCACCCCCGUGGGCGCGCUGCCCUGGCGGCCCCCGCAGGCCGCCCUGGCGCCUUUCUCAGGUGGCGGCGGCGGCGGCAGCAGCUUCUCCACCGCCUCCUCGCUGCCCAGCAGCUCCUCCACCGCUGCCGCCACCGCUGCCUGCGCUGCCCUGGACUCCAGCGCCUCCAACGGAGGCCGCAAGGCCGCAGCAGCCACAGCAGCCUCCGCGCCCGGCGUGCCCGUAACCCCCGCCCCCGCCGCGCCCGGCCCCGCCCUGGUGCGCGAGUGCGUGGUGUGCGCGGAGGGCGAGGUGAUGGCCGCGCUGGUGCCCUGCGGCCACAACCUCUUCUGCUUGGACUGCGCCGUGCGCAUCUGCGGCAAGAGCGAGCCCGAGUGCCCCGCCUGCCGCAUGCCCGCCACCCAGGCCAUUCAUACCUUUUCCUAA
Pipistrellus nathusii (Nathusius's pipistrelle) is the source of this 471-nucleotide messenger RNA. The record is from the annotation of a GenBank genome assembly. NCBI's taxonomy places the organism in Eukaryota, Metazoa, Chordata, Mammalia, Chiroptera, Vespertilionidae.